AUGGAUCACACUGGGUGCUUGAGAAAAGGAGGUGUCGAUAUGUCGGAAAGUGAAUCCAAAGGAAAUUGGUUUUGCAGCAAGAAUUGUAAAAAGAUAUCUUUGGGGCUCCACAAGCUUUUGGGGAAACAAUUUUCCGUCGGUGUUGGGAAAUUAACUUGGUCACUUCUGAAGUCCAUGAAAAGCGAAACUGAUAAUGAUGCCAUUACGGAGAGUUUUAGCAGGCUUAGUAUUGCCCUUGAUGUAAUGCAUGAGAGAUCUUGCAGAAGAUAUCAUUUUCAGUCAAAUCUCAGUCGCUUGAACUUUCAAGGGUUCUAUACCUCGCUAUUGGAGAGAAAUGAUGAGCUAAUCACUGCAGAUACUGUAAGGAUUCAUGGAGAGAAGGUGACUGAAGUACCUCUUGUUGCUACCAGGUUUCAAUAUCGUCGACAAGGAAUGUGUCGUGUGUUGAUAAAUUUACUUGAAAAGAUGCUUAUGGAUUUAGGUGUGGAGAGAUUGGUUUUGCCUGCUGUCCCCAGUGUGUUAAACACAUGGACUACUGCAUUUGGGUUUUCAAGAAUGACAAAAUCUGAGAGGCUGCAAUUUCUGGAUCAUACGUUCCUGGACUUUCAAGAUACAAUAAUGUGUCAAAAACUUCUAAUGAAGAUCUCUGCAGCCGAACCAAGCCUGUUAAUAGGAACAAAGCCUCAGAUGUCUAGAAGUGCUGAUAUUGUCGAUCUUGAUGAGUCCAGUGCUGCCUCUGAAGUGUGUCAACCGGAACGAACAGAGGACAGCCAAACCGUAUCCCAGGGACUUGAGUAUGUCUCACUUCUUCCGACUAUAAAUUUAGAUGGAAAUGAACACAAGAACCCUCAUGAAAUGAACACAAAAUUCACUAGUACUGUAGUAGAGUAG
Fragaria vesca subsp. vesca is the source of this 891-nucleotide messenger RNA. RefSeq lists its product as uncharacterized. Gene Ontology annotation, biological process: negative regulation of DNA-templated transcription. Gene Ontology annotation, molecular function: transcription corepressor activity. Lineage: Eukaryota; Viridiplantae; Streptophyta; Magnoliopsida; Rosales; Rosaceae. The transcript is spliced from 7 exons. Bases 1 to 891 code for a protein of 296 amino acids. The record is from RefSeq and is a predicted model, not a curated record.